This is a messenger RNA of Schistosoma bovis, 1602 nucleotides long. The record is from the annotation of a GenBank genome assembly. NCBI's taxonomy places the organism in Eukaryota, Metazoa, Platyhelminthes, Trematoda, Strigeidida, Schistosomatidae.
GGGUUGCGGCGAAUCUUCAAAGUGUGCGUUAUGUGAUUAAGUUAUUUGUGAAUCAUACGGGUGACGAAUCUCACUUGAAUGUAUGGUUCUGAGAAACUUUUGUCUUGUGGGUUGUACAGACCCGUGUAAUGAAGUUGUUCGAGUAAAGGAUGCAUCAGGACACUGGAAAACGUUUUACGUGCGCGAUAAGUUAGAUACUGGUGGAUUUAGCCAAAUAGAUCUCGUUUUUGACAAAGUGUCUAAAAGAUCAUUCGCUUUAAAACGUAUCCUAUGCCAUUCAAAGGAUGAUGAAAGUAAGGCUUUAAAAGAAGCUAAUUUCCAAUUGAAUCUCCCUGAUCAUCCCAACUUGCUUUCCUGUAUCGCGAGUGGCCUACAACAUGUCUCUAGUCGUAAACAAGGAGCUAUUUCAGAAGUUCUUUUGGUGUUAUCUUAUAGCAAGCGAGGUACGUUGCAACGUGAAAUUGACCAUAGAUCUGCACGUAACGUUAUGUUCCCCCUGUACCUUAUAAAGACCAUGAUGAUUGGUAUUUGCGAUGGCCUUAUUGCCCUUCUUUCUUUUGAUAUUCCAAUGUCUCAUCGAGAUAUAAAGCCUGGGAAUGUUCUUUUGUUUGAAGAAAUGAGACCAGUUUUAAUGGAUUUUGGCUCUGCCACUCCCUCCAUUCUUCCUAUUGAAAGCAUUAGAGAUGCAGAAAAAUGGAAGGAGUUUGCUGAGGAAAACUGUUCACUUACUUAUCGGGCUCCAGAGUUGUUUAAUCCAAUAACUUACGAAACCAUAACCGAGAAAGCUGAUGUUUGGGCAAGCACUUUCUUACGGCUUUUUAUGGCUGAAUACUUAUUUUAGUCCCUAGGAUGUCUCUUUUAUGCUCUGAUUUCUUUCAAAUCCCCAAUGGAUUUCGUUCAUGCGCGGGGUGAUAGUGUUGCUCUUGCUGCUUGUUCAGCUAAUAUAUAUUUCCCAAUAGAUUCGUGUUCAAAGUAAGUGUUUUUUAAAGACAUUUUAUAGUUAUCAAAAUAUUAUCGUGAUUUUGCGAUGGCUAAUCACCUUUUGAUCCGAUUUUAGGAUACAAAAUUAUUAGAGUAGCGAUAUGAAUAAAUUAUAUCUUUGUUUUACAUGCGAUUUCAAGUUGCUUAUCUAAUGCCCACGUUAAAACCUGGUCGAUGAAGUUUAAUCAGCUCUAAGAACCAGUCUAACAUAAUAUUCGCCCCUCAAUAGAAAUUAGGCCCUCUAAUUUAAUCUGACAUCAUCAGCUAUCGCCUUGUUCUUGGACCAAGUUUUUUAAGAGUUCCACCAGAAUUGAUAAAGUUAAUGAAAGCAAUGCUGUCCGCUAAUCCUCAAGAUCGUCCCUCACUUACUCAAAUUGUGGAGUCCUUCAAAAACCUACCUGAAGAAAUCAUGUAUUGUAACAAUCAAAGUGCAAUAACUUAUUCUUUGUAAUCUUGACUUAGUUUGACUAAAUCCCACAUGAAAUCUAACCGUAAAUCUUUCAAUCUUCUACUCUUUCUCUAUACUAUUUACGAAAUACUGAGAAGUCUUUCUAUACUUUUUACCUUGACUUUUAUUCUCUGUACUUUUUAAUAUUCGACACAAUAUUGCAUGGAAUUCCA